AUGGUAAUCCAAAGAUGUCUGCCUGGCUCAGUCAUUAUCAUUCUUAGUUUUGUGAUUCUAGUAAUGUUGCCCAUCGCUGCAUUGGGGUAUGGAUCAUCUGGUCCAAUAGCAGGUGCAUUCGGCGAAAAUGGGUUCUUUUGUGCUAUUGAUGCUGGUGGAAAGCAAGAAAUCAUAUGUUGGGACAAAGAUGACAACUUUUCGGUUUCAACAUCAACAGCAUAUUUCAGCUCUCUACCAGCAAUGGCCUCUCUCUCUGGUGGCGAGGAGUUUAUUUGCGGAAUCGCAUCUAACAAUUCUCAAGCAUUUUGCUUUAACCUAUCGAAUCCGGGUAAAAAUCUUGUCCCAAAAAGUUUCCAAUACAAUUCUUAUUCACAAAUUGCUUCAGGCAAAUAUCAUGCUUGUGCUAUUAAAGGAUCUUACUUUUCGAGUGUACGGUAUGGAACUGUAGAUUGUUGGGAGUUUAAUCAAACUUCAUUUGAUUCGUUUCACAAUUCUUAUAUUGAUCUUGUUUUCAGAAGGAUUGUUUCUGGUGAUGGGUUUAGUUGUGGGGUUAUCAAGGAAGGUGGUGUGGUUUGUUGGGGACCCAGAUCAGCUCAUAUUGGUGUCCCAGCUGUUUCUGGUGAAUUUGAGAUUUUAGCCUCAGGGAGGGAUUCUGUUUGUGGUGUUUCUAAUGUGUCUAGCGAAGUAGAAUGCUGGGGUGAUUGUAAUGAGUUUGGUGCUCUGCCGGUUGGAAUUCGAUUUGUCAGUUUAUCGGCGGGUGCAAGCCACUUUUGUGGGGUUCGCGAGGAUAAUCAUGAAGUUGAAUGUUGGGGGAAUAUUGAUCUAGCUUCGGUUCCAAAUGGUUCAGGAUUUAUGGCUAUCGCUUCAUCAGAUUAUGCUACUUGUGGGGUUAGAGAAGUUGACUUAGUUCUCGAUUGCUGGGGUGUUCAUGGGAAGUCCGUGCCAGAUUAUAGCCCCCCUUUGCAGUUGUGUAGUCCUGGUAUGUGUUGGCCCAGUUCGUGUGGUCAUGGAAAGUUUGCAUUUAAUGCAAGCCUUCUCAAUGAACCAGAAUUGACUAAUUUAUGUGUCAGGAAGGACUUGAAAAUUUGCUUGCCUUGUGGGACAAAUUGUUCCAAAGGUUAUUUCCCUUCUACUACUUGUAGUGAGAAUGCUGAUAGAAUCUGCACUGCUUGCUCUCUUUGCCAGAACAGCUCCUGCUGGGAUGUUUGCGGACUUCAUUCUUCACCAGGGAUUAAACUGCAGGAGCAAGACAUAAAGAAAUUAGUGAUCAUCAUUGGCUCUUCGGUGUCAGGCUCCAUACUAAUUUUAUUAGUGUGGUGUUGUAUUCCCCGGAUUUUCAAAACGAAAGACGAUGAUAAAAUAAAAUACCAGAGCAGUUUUUGCACAGGCAAGCAAGUGGUGGAGGCCGAGCCUGACCCCAAUCCAGAGCCCCCUCUCUCGAUAAGCAUGUGCAUAGGUGAGACGCAAGUAUUCCGGCUUUCAGAAUUGAAAGAUGCGACACAUGGAUUCAAGGAGUUCAGUGAGCUUGGCAGAGGAAGCUUUGGUUUUGUUUACAAGGCUAUUCUGACAGAUGGUAGGCAAGUAGCUGUCAAGAGGGCUAAUGCUGCCACUAUAAUUCACACAAACAAACGAGAAUUUGAAGCAGAAUUAGAAAUUUUAUGCACUGUAAGGCAUAGUUAUAUUGUGAACUUGUUGGGUUAUUGCGCUGAAAUGGGGGAAAGAUUACUAGUUUAUGAGUAUAUGCCUCAUGGCACACUUCAUGACCAUCUCCAUGGGGAACUCUCUCCUUUGGAUUGGAACUUGAGGUUGAAGUUAUCUUUGCAGGCUGCAAGAGGACUUGAGUACCUUCACAAUGAAGUUACACCACCCGUAGUUCAUCGAGAUGUGAAGACUUCAAAUAUUCUGCUUGACUCCGAGUGGGUAGCAAGAAUUGCAGAUUUUGGGAUUGUAAGUGCUAAUGACAGAGAUCUAAAUGGAGAUAUAGAAGGUGAUGUAUAUAAUUUUGGCAUUGUUCUGCUGGAGAUGUUAAGUGGAAGGAAAGCAUACGAUAGAGAUUGUGAAGCUCCAGGCAUUGUUGAAUGGGCAUUGCCUUUAAUAAGGAGGGGAAAGGCAGCUGCCAUUGUCGAUCGGAAUGUGCCUCUGCCCAGAAAUGUGGAACCACUGCUUAAACUUGCAGAUGUAGCCGAGCUUAUUUUGAGAGAAAAUCCCAGGGAGCGUCCCAGCAUGUGUUAUGUGGGAAAUUUGUUGGAUCAGAUUGUGAAAAUUGGAUUGAUAUUCUAA
Dovyalis caffra is the source of this 2280-nucleotide messenger RNA. Lineage: Eukaryota; Viridiplantae; Streptophyta; Magnoliopsida; Malpighiales; Salicaceae. The record is from the annotation of a GenBank genome assembly.